CGCGAGUUGGAGGUGUUCCGGGUGGGGAUUAUAUUGGGUGGUGAGUCGCUUCUUCCGAUUCUCAAAAAUGAAAAUCAAACAAGAAGUUGAGAAGUAUAAAGGGUCCACAUAGUAAACAUCGUCACCCUCCCCUCAGGCGAAAAAUGGAUGCUAGAUGUCGGUUUCGGGGGCGACGGGGCCACAAAACCACUUCCCCUCAUCUCCGAACACGUAACCCAAAACCUAGGAACGCAAGAAAUCCGUCUCUUACAUAGCGCGAUCCCUCAACAGGUGGACUAGAGUCAGAAACUCUGGAUCUAUCAGUACCGCAAUGAGAAAGACAAGGAGUGGAACUCCUUCUAUGCAUUCCCUGAAGCCGAGUUUUUGCCUGCAGAUUUUGAAGUCAUGAGCUUUUUUACGAGUCAAAGUACGGGGGAGACGAAUUUUCAGACCAGGACUGUGUUGAUUGUUAGAUUUUUGUUGGGGAGGGUUGGGGAUGGGAAGGAAGAAGGAAUUGUAGGGAAGGUCAUGCUUGUCAAUGGGGAGGUGAAGAGAAAUGAUGGGGGGAAGACGAGAGUGGUUAUGACGUGCAAGAAUGAGGAGGAGAGGGUGAAUGCUCUUAGGAAGCACUUUGAAAUCGAAUUGACGGAGGAGGAGAUUAAUGGAAUUAAGGGGAGAAAUGUGGAAUUGUUGGGAGAAAAUUAGAGACCCCAGUGAAGAGUGCUAGAAGAUUUAGACUUGCUUUUUCGAUAGACUAGACUGCCUUGCAAUAUAAUUAAUAUUUCACCAG
Messenger RNA from Hyaloscypha bicolor E, 769 nucleotides. RefSeq lists its product as uncharacterized. The transcript has a single exon. NCBI's taxonomy places the organism in Eukaryota, Fungi, Ascomycota, Leotiomycetes, Helotiales, Hyaloscyphaceae. The coding region runs from base 385 to 684 and encodes 99 amino acids. The record is from RefSeq and is a predicted model, not a curated record.